Messenger RNA from Ctenopharyngodon idella (grass carp), 9557 nucleotides. It is a transcript of the gene pcdh11, whose product is annotated as protocadherin 11. Gene Ontology annotation, biological process: homophilic cell-cell adhesion. Gene Ontology annotation, cellular component: plasma membrane. The coding region runs from base 709 to 4389 and encodes 1226 amino acids. The transcript is spliced from 6 exons. NCBI's taxonomy places the organism in Eukaryota, Metazoa, Chordata, Actinopteri, Cypriniformes, Xenocyprididae. Gene Ontology annotation, molecular function: calcium ion binding. The record is from RefSeq and is a predicted model, not a curated record.
AACAGAGAUUGCUAGAGCUCUGCGUACAACUACGGCAAAACGCCUAUCUCAGUGUGUGGAAGUGAUGCUGCACCUAUAGGCACACUGCCCACCUGCUCCGUUGCACUGACAGCCCAUGAGUAUUUCUCAAAAUAGAUAUUUGCUCUCUAUCACUCUGCCAAACCACGGGAUGACAUUAAAUGACGCGUCCGGGGAUGUUUUAAAUGAUUUACAAGUUCUUUAGCUGUUAAUUAAACGCACAAAGAAAAAGAAAACAACUUCACUAAACAGUUUACGCACACGCGAGGAGCAUUCCCAGGUUUUCCCGUGAUGACUGUAUGAAUGCACUGAAAUAAGAAGUACUGCACAUUGACAAACCCAUUUGGAGCACCACUAUCUCUCCGCGCGCGUGGGAUCCAAGCAGUAGCCAGGCGCGAGACAUCUGAGGAAUUACAUCGUCUCUUCUAAAAGUCAUUCACAGAUGUUUUUCGCUGCUCGUGCGUGGACCGUGGACUUUUUCAUGGACAUGGAUCGUUUUCUCUAGUUGGAUACCGACUGGUCACUACGUGAAGCUGUUUGAUUCUGGGAUUUUCUUCAGUCUGCUUCACGGCACUUCAUCUCCUCCAGCAGUGAUGCCGCUACGUGACGGGAAUUGAGAGUUUCUAUAUAUUCACUGAGAAAUCCGAGACCUUGCAGAUCUUUGAAGAGAGUGCAGCACCUACUCUGAGUAUGGACUUGGCAAGUGAGGCCUAUGUUCUGGUGGUUUUACUCACCUGCUUAUUCUUGAUGUGCCGGGCUCAAGAGAAGGACUACACAGUAAAAGAGGAGCAGCCGGAGAAUGUGCGAAUCGGAAACCUCCGCAAAGACCUAAACUUGAACCUAGAUCCAGACGUUAAACUGUCUUCAGCACUGCAGUUCAAACCUGUCUACAAGACAGGUGAUGUGCCUUUGGUCAAGGUAGAAGCCAGCACGGGAGAGAUUUUCACCACAGCCAACCGCAUCGACCGUGAGAAACUCUGCUCCGGAGUCUUCAAUGAGAAGCGCUGCUUUUACGAGAUCGAGGUUGCCGUGCUACCCGACGAGAUUUUCCGACUGGUCAAGAUACGCUUCCUCAUCGAAGACAUCAACGACAAUGCCCCACUCUUCCAGUCGACGGUUAUCAACAUCUCCAUUCCAGAAAACACCGCCAUCAACAGUCGCUACCCUGUCCCUUCUGCAUUUGACCCUGAUAUAGGAAUCAAUGGGAUUCAACACUAUGAGCUUGUCAAGAGUGUGAGUGAAUUUGGCCUGGACAUCAUUGAGACGCCUGAAGGAGACAAAUGGCCCCAACUCAUAGUUCAGCAGAGCCUCGAUCGGGAGACGAAGGACACCUUUGUGAUGAAAAUUAAAGUAGAGGAUGGUGGCACCCCUCCAAAGUCCAGCACAGCCAUUCUGCAGGUGACCGUCUCAGAUGUGAAUGAUAAUCGGCCGGUGUUCAAGGACAGCGAGGUGGAGGUAAACGUUCCUGAGAAUGCCCCAAUGGGAACAUCUGUCACUCACCUUCAUGCCACAGAUGCUGAUCUGGGGUCCAAUGCUCAGAUUCACUUCUCCUUCAGCAACCAAAUCUCCCCUGCCACCAAACGACAUUUUGCUAUUGACAGCACAACCGGACUGAUUACCGUCAAGCAGCCGUUGGACAGGGAAGUCAACCCAGUGCACAAGCUUAUAGUGCUGGCCAGUGACGGAAGCUCAACCCCUUCAAGGGCUACAGUGAUAGUCAAUGUAACAGACAUUAAUGACAAUGUCCCCUCUAUAGAUACCCGUUAUAUAAUUAAUCUAGUUAAUGGCACUGUGCUGUUGUCUGAAAAUGCCCCGCUUAACACAAAAAUAGCUCUAAUUACAGUGACAGACAGAGAUGCGGAUCUUAACGGUAAAGUGACUUGUUACACUGAUCAUGAUGUACCUUUCAGACUGAAGCCAGUCUUCAAUGACCAGUUUUUGCUCGAAACUGCCGCACCCUUAGAUUAUGAGACCACUCGAGAGUAUGCGAUUAGGAUAGUUGCAUCUGACUCGGGGAAACCUCCUUUGAACACUUCAGCAAUGGUUCUGAUUAAAAUCAAGGAUGAGAAUGACAAUGUCCCAGUUUUCCCUCAGCCUGAAAUCCAGCUGUCCAUUCCGGAAAACAAUGACCCCGGCACACAGUUGAUAAAAAUCAGUGCGACAGAUGCAGAUAGUGGUUCUAAUGCCCUUAUUAUUUAUAGUCUUGGUCCAGAUGCUCCUGAUGGGUUUAACAUAGAUCCCCGGUCUGGUAUCCUUUCUGUUGUCAAAAGGCUGGAUAGAGAGAAGCAGGAGAAGUAUUCAUUUACGGUCAUUGCCAGGGAUAAUGGUUCUACCCCGCUUCAAAGCAACGUCACCGUAAAGCUAAUAGUCCAAGACCAAAAUGACAACAGUCCAGCCUUUACCCAUCCUGAGUACAACUUCUAUGUGCCUGAGAACCUGCCUUUGUAUGGAACAGUUGGUUUGAUCACUGUCACAGAUGCAGAUGCUGGCGACAAUGCAGUCGUCACCCUCUCGAUCAUAAACGGAAAGGACAAUUUCAUCAUUGACCCAAAAACCGGGGUGAUCAAACCAAACAUUACCUUCGACAGGGAGCAACAAAGUUCUUACACAUUUGUUGUCAAGGCUGUGGACGCAGGUCAAAUGCAAACCACCUCAUAUGCCAAGGUCACCAUAAACGUUGUUGAUGUGAAUGACAAUCGACCGGUGUUUGUCAUCCCCUCCUCGAACUACUCCUAUGAUCUAGUACCUUCAACCACCAGCCCUGGAUCUGUGGUGACCAGAGUGUUUGCCAUUGACAAUGACACUGGGAUGAACGCAGAGCUGCAGUAUAGUAUUAUUGGAGGGUCGCCGAGAGGAUUGUUUGCCAUUGACAAAACGACAGGCAACAUUACUCUGCAGGAGAAGAUUAUAGCGACAGACCAAGGUCUCCAUAGGCUGGUGGUAAAGGUUAAGGAUUUGGGACAGCCUGAGUCCUUGCAUGCAAUCGCCCUUGUUCAUUUGUUUGUGAAUGAUACUGUCUCUAAUGCCACGUUCAUCCAGGAGCAACUACGCAAGAGUUUGGAGACGCCCUUGGAGCGGAACAUUGGGGACAACGAUGUGACGCCCCAGACCAAUGGCUACGUAAUUGUCGUUAUUGCCAUAAUUGCUGGGACUAUGACUGUUAUCUUGGUGAUCUUUGUGACCGCUUUGGUACGCUGUCGACAGACACCGAGACACAAAGUUGUCCAAAAGAGCAAGCAGAGCGGUGAGUGGGUAUCACCAAACCAGGAAGGUCGGCAGAUUAAAAAGAAAAAGAAGAAGAAGAAGAGGUCUCCAAAAAGUUUGCUGUUGAAUUUCGUAACCAUCGAGGAACCCAAGUCCGAUGACCCUACCCAUGAGCACAUCAAUGGCACCUUAGACCUCCCUGUUGAACUUGAGGAGCAGACAAUGGGAAAGUACAACUGGGCUACCACACCGACUACCUUCAAACCUGACAGUCCUGACUUAGCCAAGCACUACAAAUCCGCUUCCCCUCAGCCAACAUUCCAGAUCAAACCAGAGACCCCUGUGGCUCCCAAGAAGCAUCAUGUCAUCCAGGAACUCCCACUGGACAACACAUUCGUGGUGGGCUGUGACUCACUCUCCAAAUGUUCCUCCAGCAGCUCCGACCCCUACAGCGUUUCAGAGUGCAGCUGUCAAGGGAGCUUCAAGGCACCUGGACAAAUCCACACCAGACAGAACCAGAGCCAAACCCCAGAUAAAACAUUCUCUGUUGUCCCAGCCACGUGCCCUCACAAGCAGACGCAACGCCGCGUGACCUUUCACCUCCCAGACGGCUCUCAGGAGAGCUGCAGUGACAGCGGGCUUGGAGAGCAGGAGCCCAACAGCGGUGCCAGCACCACCCAGCCUCUGCCCUUGGGCUUCCCUCAGGAAGAGUACUAUGAACAGACCUCACCGAACAGCCGCACCGAGGGUGACGGCAACUCCGACCCCGAGUCCACUAUUGAAGUGAACCUGCAGAAGGCUCUCGCCGAAGCCUCGGAGACCUGUACCCAGGAAUGUCUGAUCCUGGGUCAUUCUGACAGCUGCUGGAUGCCGCCAGCGCUGACCCAAUUCCAGACGUCCGGCGCCGCCACUCUGUCCUCCUUUGGUUUUCAACAAAGCUGGGCGCGGGGGACCAAGCCAGAUGGGCGUCACACCCUUGGCAGGUCAGUGCCCAAAGAUGAUCUGGACAAAGGGAGCAACCGGCCCCAAUUCUACAACACACUUGAGAGACACUGCAGCAAGAAAGAGGAUACUGUCAAGGUCAUCCCUCUAGCCAGCUUUUCCGCCACGUCCAGCCCCCAGACAUCCGCGAGCGGAAGCGCCUUCCUGCACGAGCAUCAGCUGUAGAAGCGAGGGUAGGCCUCGGAGCACGGCAUAAUGAGAGUGAUUGAAAACGAAAAGCUGACAGGGUACUGAUGAAUAUUAGCAUCUGUCAAACGUUUCAUGACACGGCAGAAGGGGAAGUUAAAGCAAAGGACAGUAGCUUUCGAGAUCAUCUAUGAAACUGAAACAUGUACAGUAGACAAAUGGUAGAUAUAGACCAAAGUAGCUCCUCAAGUUAAAAAAAAAAAAGAAAAAAAAGUGGUUUAAAUAUGUCUUAGUGACAGAUUAGUGGCAAAUGAAUUAAGCUUUACUGUUGAUCAAAAGGGAUGAGUUUUUUUAUUUCAUUGUUUGUGCGCCUUUUGAAUACGGCUUGACAUAGCAAACUACUUAAGUGUGUGCUGCUGGAAGAAAUCAUUGCAUAUGUUUACAUGCACACCGAUAUUCCUACUAAAUUAUGAAACGGCAGUAUUAAGAAAAACAAAAAAAAAACUAAUGUAAGCGCCAUGUUCCUGUUACUUAUAGAAAAUGUGUGCAUAUUCCACACAUUGUUUGGGCUGUUUUAAAUCUGUAUGCUUGCACGUCUGCAUUUCAGCAGUUGGUGGUCUUCGCAAGUUUAAUUGGCGCUCACUAACAGCAAAGCCAGUGCUUAUUUCUUUGUGCUUUGCACAUGACUGCAGACACAAUAACAUAACAAUAAAAAUUAGGCUCCGAGUUAAGAACCACAUUUGGAAUAUUGCGAGGCAUGUAAGCGUAGUCAAUAAGGUUAAGUGUUAUGUUUGAGUGCUGGGUGAUUCCAGUAUUUCCUUCAGCUUCGGAGAGGUGCGAUGUUUGCAGCUGAAUUUCCGCCUGAGUCAGUUUUAUUCUGCUAAAGAGACCUUGUUCCAUGCCCCUUAAUGUGCUGCUUACUCUGUCAAGACUACAGAUACAGCUAAGCCUCUCUGCAAAAAUUAGUCUUGCUCUGUGUUAACACGUAGAAACUUUUAUAUAUUAGGGUGCUUUUUUCUUCUUAAACUUUGACGUUAGCUCUUUUCUCCCUGGUGAGCUUAGAGCCUUCCUCUGAUGUUCAGUGUGUUGGUAGUUUCCAUGCAUCUGACACCCUUUCUCUCCCAUUAUAAGAAACCCGCUUAUUUGCAACAUUAUCUCAUUAGCUGGGGCACAGACAUGGCUAAAAAGACAUCCUUUGUUUUUUCGCACUACUACAUCAAGUUUUUCUCUUGAUAUAUACAAUGUAUGCACCACAAUAAGUGCUAUGGAACCAAUUACAAGAAUCUCCCAAUAGUAUAAUUACUUUGAUCAGUAAUCACCGUUAAAGAAGCAGAGUGCUGCUCUAUAGUAGCGUAAUUGGCUACCUUUUGUAUGUGUGUGUAUGCGCGUGCUCGUUAGCUAAAUGGUGCGCACUUCUUUUUAAACUUACGAAAAAAUAAGCGUUUGUGAGAUUUAUAUAUAAUGAUGUCAAAGAAACAGCCUUAAGAUGUAGAUGUGUAUUGUAUGGAUGUGAUGACUGCUAAGUGAAGUAGAAGUUUGCUUACAAUCGUGUCACUUUUUCGUCCAAACAUUCAGUAUAUAUUCAAACAGAGACAUCAAGUAAUCCCUUAAAGAGGCUGUGCGGGUUAAGAAAUCAGCACAAAUUUAAUUCGCUAACGGUUCUCCUUAGUAUAUACUGAUGACACCGAAAUAUUUGGGUCAGUGAUCCAAAAAAUUACUUCACUAUAAAAUAGUGUGCGUGCAAGUGACAAGAAAUGUGUCGCAGCGAAGACGUGUUGGAGUGUGUUGCUCUUUGAUGUGAGAGAACUGACAAUCACUCCGUCAGCUGUUCCCUAAACAGUAUAAUAUCUGUCGAACGCUCUUGAUUAAGAGGAAUAAUUGCAGUGUGGGACUCUAUCAAAGGAAGGAAGCGGUGCCCUGUCUUACUCUCAGGCUCUUGCAUGUCUGCUAGCUGUGACUGUAUUGCUGGGUCAAGAGUAUCGAGUGACGGCGUAAGGAUGGCGACUCAACUCGCACUCUCCUAAUCCACACAAUAGAUCUGAAAAGCUCAAAAGACAAGGUAUAUUAGCCGUAGUGUCUGUAUUACAUAAGACUGUUUGAAAAUCUCUGCUUCUGUUCAUUCAUCACACUACAGAAAUCACCUAGUUGCAAAUUAUUGAAAGAUUAUCAUCAGAUUUUGGAUGUCUUUUGAGCUUCCAAUAAUUAAAAACAAUGAUUUUUUAAGAAGAGAACUGUAGAGCUUCAUAACACAUGAAAAAUAUUUACUUUUUGUUCAGAUUUGGAUGGAUUUAAAGGUUUUACAUUCUUAAAGUCAACAUGAAAUCAAAACUGACCCUAUGAACCCUAUUUUAAUGCAUGUUUUUGUGAACAAUUCAUCUGUACACAUUUUUCUCUAAAGGAAAAAAUGCUAAUCUACUAGGGGUGUGCAGCAGAGCCAAUAUCUGUAUCUGUAACAAUCUCACAAUUAUUCGUAUCGGUAUCUAUAUUCGGAUAAAACCGAAAGUGGCCGGUGCUCUAACCGGAAGUUCGUAAUAUUACCCUCUAAAAAGGCUGGGUUGAAAAUGAACAAACCCAGCGAUUGGGUUAAAUGUUUGCCCAAAGUGCUGAGUUUUAUUUUACCCAACUAUUGUUUCAAAAUUACUAUAUGGUUCAUUUUAAGCAAGCAAUACAGUAAUUUUUAAACAAUAGUCAAGUUAAAUAAAACUACCCAGAAGGUUGGGCAAACAUUUAACCCAAUUACUGGGUUUGUCCAUUUUCAACCCAACUUGGGUUGUUUUUAACCUAGCAUUUUUUAGUGUGUACUUUUUUUUUUACGUUUUAAAUGUAAUUCAGUUUCCUUCAUGGUUAUCAUUUAACAAAUAUGCUCUUUUUUUUAAAUAAUCAUAACAUUAAUUUAAAUAUCUUCUAAUAUCAUAUCAGAGCUGAUAUGCAUUCCAAUGUCAAAUCUGAGCAAAUGAUAAAGAAUACAUAAAUGCUUGCCGUCUCCGAGAGAGAGUGAGACAGAGAAACAUAUGUAGCCUAUCGAAUCGUACAAGAUUUAAAACAUUUACAUAGAUGUAUCAAGUAGUAUAAAAUGUUUAUGAUUCAGUAUCUUGGUUAAUAUUACUCUUAAUAGAGAGCUCAUUUCUGAGAGACGUGCAGAGACGGCAACGCAGCUAUUUGAUUUGUAAUCAUGUUGUGCAUAUUUCAUUCAUUUGUGUAUCAUAUCGUACAAUUAAAGAGACGCAUCAAAUAGCAAAAAAAAAAUGUGCAUAAUAUAGUAUUUUAGUUGAUAUUCUCUUGCCAAGCUAUGAAUUUUGAGAGAUGCGCAGAGACGGCAACAUGGCUGUUUUAUAGACGGCUGAUUAAUAGAGUUUACACUCAUUCACUUCACACGCUCAUUACAUACAGGUUUAUGUAUAAUAUCAUGCUAUCACCUGACUCAUCUGUUAUCAAGCAAACACAAUGAGUGUCUGCUGAAUAUAUUAUUCGCUAGAAUUUAUUAUUUAUUUUGAAGCCAUUAUCCGUGCCUUUCCAACUAAGGUAUUCAGCUUUGCGCACAUCCCUAUAAUAUACGUAUACUUUAAUUAAAAUAUUAGUUGCUCUGUUUCUUUCAUUUGGCAUCUUUAGGUGUAAAUAUAUUCUAGGAUUGAAACGACCACUUUUCAUGGUCCAGUCAUAUCCCGAUUAAAGGGUUAGUUCACCCCAAAAUGAAAAUUUUGUCAUUAAUUACUCACCACGUAAGUAAUUCCACACCUGUAAGACCUUCGUUCAUCUUUGGUUCGGAGCGCGUAUCAAACUGCCAAAGUCACGUGAACCACUGAAAUUUCAAAACGUUUCAAAACACUUAUGAUGCAACAAAGCCUUGUUUACUGAAAUCACGUGAAAUCAGUUUGAUACACGCUCCAAACCACUGAUUCAAAACAAAAGAUUCUUAAAGCUUCGAAGCUUCAUGAAGCAGUGUUUUGAAAUCGAAAUUUGAAAUUCUCAUUGAAUAUCCCCUUUCCCUACUACAAAUACAGAACUUAAACGCAUUGCAAAUGCUAUUUCAUGUUGACUUUAAAAAUGUAUUCACUUAGAUAAAUAUUUACUGAAAUCUGAAACAGACAUUUUUGAGUAGUGAAGCAACUACAUUAGUGCCAAAGGUUUACUAAGUAAAUUAAAAAAAAAAAAAAAAAAAUGUGCGAGAAUGAAAAAAGAACAUUUGGAAUAAAUAAAUGCAUAAAAGGUCUUAAUAUGCAUGGUUGUUCUCCCCUCUUGCACUUUUGUACUUUUCUAUAAAGUUGGUUCCUUGAUAUAUCAUAUAAGCAACCUUAAUAAUGAGGGGUUUCUUUCCUCUCUGUUUUUUUUUUUUAAACAUGAUUUUUGAGGGAAAAAAAAAAAAUGGGGAAAUAUUAUGGCAGAUCAUCUCAGUAGUCAGGCAUCUUCAUUUGCAUGUGGUUCCAGUUGACCUCCGCUGGCUGAUUGUGUUCUGUAGCACUAAACCCUUGUUCUGACACUAAUCAGAAUCUGUGUGCAGUCAAAUGGUCAUCUCUCUUGGGUUCUGUUAGUUAGUAUGAAGGAUUAGAAUGGCAACACACUUUCAGCAUCCAACACGUCGAUACACAAAUAAAUUUCCAUCAGUACAAAAAAGAGAGUAAAGAGUAAAAAAAAAAAAAAAAAAAAGAGCAAAGUGUACAUAGAUAUACUUAACAGUAACCCCGGGAAAUACAUUUUAACAUAACAUAUGUGUAAACAAAAGGAAAAGUGGUUUAUACUUACUGAAAAUAGUUGAUAAAAGACAAAAAUCAUGAAAAUGAGGACAAUCUCUGUUGUUAUGUAUUUAAAACAUAUGCAUACUGUAUAUUAUUAUAUGUGUGCGCGUGCGUUUGUGUGUGUGCAUGUAUGUAUACUGGCACAAAGCUGGCCAGAUAAUGUAUGUACACACUAUGUAUCUUGUAUAGAAUCUGAAAAGAAUACAAAACUGCUGAUAUAUUAAAUCUGCUUGUAAUUUAAACAUCAUUUGUUGUAUUUCACAAUUAUUUCUUUCUUUGAAGGUGAGCUUUCUUGUCAAACAAUGAACACUGUUGAACAAUUGAAGUAUAUCUUGAUAUCACACCCCUGUAAAAUACUCCUAGAAGCUGAAAAAGAAACGAAAAGAAAAACGAAAACACUCAUUUACAUUUGAUGUAAUGUUUUUUCUUGUCUUGAAUUUUUUCUUGAACCAUUAAAUAUUGUGUAUAUUUAGA